This is a messenger RNA of Sclerotinia borealis F-4128, 3354 nucleotides long. NCBI's taxonomy places the organism in Eukaryota, Fungi, Ascomycota, Leotiomycetes, Helotiales, Sclerotiniaceae. The record is from the annotation of a GenBank genome assembly.
AUGGGUAAUGUUAGCAGCAGACCAGAUGAUGGCGCGCCGUUGUACUUGAGGGAUCAAACUCGCUUAACUAUAUCGUCCUUGUCCAUCACCCAUCAACGAAGGAAAACCCUCCUAAAUAUUGUUCCAAAUGGCUUUCCAGCAACGAGAGUCUCUGCGAUUCGCGACCUUGGAGAUAAUGCUGUGGUGGAAUAUGUUCAGGACCCUGAUACGCUUCCUGGAGCCGCUCCCAAUUUCCUCAUCAAGAUCAAUAAUGACGAGGAACUUACCUUUAAUUUCACAUUUAUCAUGCGACAACCUCAGGGAUUUUUGCCUGCGACGAAUGGCGCAAAAGAUGUGGUUGGCUUGGUGGAUUCCGUUAUCAAUGGCCUCACAUAUGUAUCAGCCUCUACAGCGCGAGAGGUCGAGAACCUGAUCACUCGAGAAUUCCAUGCCGAUCCAAAUCUACACAAGAAUGCCAAUGUACAAUUAGUUGGGGAUUACUCUACUGGAGGCAGUCAGUCGGUAUCGUUCGAAUGGUCCUGGAAAUGGAGACCCCCAAAGCCAACAGAGGAUCGCGGGGGUGGUUGGAGGAAUAAUUGCAGUUUUCUCGAAUAUGAUCAGCGAGCGCAUCGAUUGAACACUCUUGCCAGUUUCUCAUUCUGGGUUUCAAACCCGCAACCAUUGAGUAUGCCAGGUUCUCCUUCUCCGCCUUUUCAUCUCGUCCCUCCUCCUAAAUUGCGGCUCCCCUCUUCCCAGUCCCUCGAUUCCCGCAUGAGCGGGCAAGAGCUAUUGUACGAAGAUGCACCACCGUCGCCAAAUCCCCUUAACCUCGAUCUGGUCGUCCCUCAAAGCCUAAUGGCAGAUAUACCGAUCGUCGAUGUGUCUUGCCAACGCCCCGGCGAGGAUAUGAGUGCCACAGAAGAUGGGCCUUUAUUCAGGGCUACUAUGAAAGCCUUGGAACAAAAAACUGGAAAUAUGCGCGCACGGAUGAAGAAGGUUCUCAGAAAGGCAGAGGCGGCACAGAGUGCCCAGAAAGAAUGCAACGAUGCUAUUGGGGGCUUUAUGGAAGCGCUUCGAGAAGCCUCCACAUCUAAUGCGAACGCAGUUCAGCCCGCUUUGGAUCAUUACUUCGAUAAAAUUGCGCGGGAGAUUUUACAAUAUGAGAAGCAGAACGCUACUAAUCUGGAGAAGGUCAUUAUAGAUCCGCUUUCAAAAUUAUACAAUUACGAUAUUAAGCAAGCUGAGUCGAAGAAACGAGACUUUGAGGAAGAAAGUAAAGAUUAUUAUGCAUAUGUAUCUAAGUAUUUGGGGCAACGUCAAGACUCACUGAAGCAGAAAAAGCGGGUUGAAAGCGAUACCAAAUACCAAACGAAACGCCGCAAUUUCGAACUGAAGCGAUUCGACUAUUCUUCAUUUAUGCAGGAUUUACACGGGGGGCGAAAAGAGCAAGAAGUGUUGUCACACUUGACCAAAUAUGCAGAUGCUCAAACAAGGAGUUACCUGGCGGCGGCAAAUAAAGUGGAACAAAUGCUGCCACAGCUGGAAGCAUUGAGCGCAGAAGUGCAGGAUGCGGAUAAAGAAUUCCAAUACCAGAGGACUGAACGUGAGGAAAAGCGACGUAAUCUCGAAAAGAGUACUGUUACAUACGUGGAACCUGAGACAAUCCCAGCGGUCCCGGUUGAAGCAAUCGCACCUGGAACUUCAAACUCGGGUAAUGGUGCAUAUACUUCGGAUUCUGAGCUCAAUAGAUCAGAUAGCACAGGGCAUCAACUGAGACCAGUACCAACAAAUAGUACAACUGCCACAAUCAAUAAUGGAGGUAUGUCUGAGUUUACCAGGUCUCCCGGAAGCCUCUCGUCUGUGGCUGGAGGGCAAGUGGGAAGCCCCGGUACAAACCCUCGGUUUCGUGGCAUUCGGGACCUUGAAGAAAAAGAUCACAGCCAAAUCACGGCAAGUGAGAAGUUGGGUACGCAACGUAAGGAAGGUCUUCUCUGGGCUUUGAGUAGGCCUGGAAGCCAUGUUGAUCCACGGGGCUUGAACAAGCAAGCUUGGCAUAAAUUUUGGAUUGUACUUGAUGCUGGUAAACUCUCCGAGUAUAGUAAUUGGAAACAACGUCUAGACCUACAUAUGGAACCUAUAGACCUACGCAUGGCGUCUGUUCGUGAGGCUCGCGAUGCCGAGCGUCGUUUCUGUUUUGAGGUUAUUACACCUCAGUAUAAAAGAGUGUAUCAAGCAACCACAGAAGAUGACAUGAAAAACUGGAUAUCCGCCAUCAACAAUGCACUUCAAAGUGCAGUAGAAGGUAGGGGCAUGAAAGAUUAUCCUGCUUUGGCACCACAACCCGAGUCUCAUUCGAUCAGAAGAGACAUCGGGUCAAUAUUGACAGGAAAGAGUUCUUCGAUGAACUAUGGGCAUUCGUCAAACCAUAGUAGUGCUUCGAACACGAAUAAUGUGUUUAGAAGAACCACCGUCGGUGCCAGACCUGCGUAUGGCCGUUCGACCAGUAGUAGCUUUGAUGAAAGUCCAGAUAAAUUACUCCAGCUUCUACGAGAAACGGACCAAGGAAACUGCUGGUGUGCAGAUUGUGGGUCUGGAAUUAAAACAGAGUGGGUCUCAAUCAACCUUGCCAUCAUACUUUGCAUCGAAUGUAGCGGUAUUCAUCGUUCACUUGGGACACAUAUCAGCAAAGUUCGCUCCUUGACUCUCGACAUCAAUUCCUUCACCACGGAUAUUGUCGAGUUGCUAUUAUUGGUCGGCAAUCGUGUUUCCAAUAUGGUCUGGGAGGCUAGACUUGAUCUGGCUGUAAAACCUCCGCCACAAGCUACACGCGAGCAGAGGUUGAGAUUCAUCACAGCUAAAUAUGUUGACCGGGCUUUUGUGGAACCAUUAUCAUCCACCCUUUCAAGAUAUGCCACGGCGGACGAAACGCUCCUUGCAGCUAUUAAGAAGAAUGAUGUCCAGCAAGUGAUCUAUGCUUUGGCACUCAAGGCAAACCCUAAUGUCACGGAUAAGUCUCGCGGGACGCAUUCGGUAUUCUUGGCUCUCGCUGCUGCUGAUCCGGCAUCCCCAGCACAAGUUACAUCACCCACUAGAGCUGAGCCGCCUGUAAAGAUUGUGCCCUUCCCCAUUGCGGAAAUGCUCGUACAGCACGGGGCUGAGAUCCCAACAACAUUACCUGCAUUCCCUUUGAGUAGAAGCGCAACGCUGUAUAUAGAGCAAAAGACACAGCGAGGAGGAAGCACUAGCGAUACUUUGGGGGCUUUGCCAGCCACCGUAACCUCACAAGAUAAGCUCAAGGAGCGAGAAGCUAGAUUGCAGAAACGUGUCAGUGCUGGUGGGCGACUAGCUAAAACGCCUAUUCAGGAACGCUCAUGA